Messenger RNA from Drosophila grimshawi, 4119 nucleotides. RefSeq names its product anillin (gene scra). The record is from RefSeq and is a predicted model, not a curated record. Gene Ontology annotation, biological process: septin ring organization; actomyosin contractile ring assembly; mitotic cytokinesis. The transcript is spliced from 11 exons. Lineage: Eukaryota; Metazoa; Arthropoda; Insecta; Diptera; Drosophilidae. Bases 9 to 3836 code for a protein of 1275 amino acids. Gene Ontology annotation, cellular component: actomyosin contractile ring.
AAACAACAAUGGACCCCUUCACUCAGCGCAUGCUCGAAAAGGCCGAACAGCGCAGUCGCGCCCUCGGCAUAACCAAUGCCAGCAAAUUUCCACUAGCCGAAUGCACUCUGGCGACGCCAGCAGCAGCAACAGCAGCAGCUGAGACAACGUCAGCCGUCGUCAGCAAAGCGACAACAGCGUCAGCAUCUGCAUCUGCAUCGACGCCUGCUACAAGCAACAGCAGCAACUCUGGAAAAAUUGUUAUCCUCGAGAAGGCAACGCUGGAGGCAUCGCCCACAAAGCCGCUGCGUCAUUAUGCCGCCGUCAACAAGGAGAACAUGGAAAUGGGCAUCGAGAUAAAUAUUACCACCGCACAGCCAAUUGGGGUGCAAGUUGAGAUUCAGGAGCAGGAUAUGACCAGUGACGAGGAUGGGGAAGGGGACGAGGAGCAAACAGCUCUAAUUUCAAGUGCUGCAACGGCGCCGGUCAAUCAGCCCCUGGCUCGACUACGGGAUACCUCUCGCAAUCGACUGCAGCGCAUGGGCGCACUCUAUUCGAAUGCGGAUGAUCUGUCCUCGCCAAUACAUCGCACCGAGGCGCAGUUCCAUGCCGGCGAUGAUGAUGAAAACGAAAACCGGCGCAGUCCGCGUCGGGGUAAACAGCGGCUGGGCAAGCUGGCUGCACUGGCGGACACGAUAAAUCAGUGGGAGGAUGACGUGUCGCAUCAUGAGAUCCAUCGACCGCUGCUGGAUGCAGUGCCGCCGCCGAAACCGGAUUUGCCCAGUCGCGACAAGGCCGCCAAAGCCAAAGCCAGGGCGCCUCCACCACCUACAUGUGAUGCGGUGGAUGAGGGCAGCAAAACCAAACAAUUGAAAUGGGAUGCCAAGGUGUUGAGCUCUUUAGAGGCUCAGGGUUUCCAGCGACGCGAAUCGUCCACAAUUAAGCAUACCUAUGACUAUGCCAAGCCGGAAGAAACGGCUGCUGCGGCGGCUGCGACGACAGCUCCAAAGCCGCCUUUGCCACAGAAAUCGACGACGGUCAGCCAAGUGGCCAAAACAUUUGCAAAGGCGACUGCAGCAGCACCGCCCGCACCCGCUCCCGCCAAAGCCGCUCCAGCGCCUGCAGCAACUGUCAAAGCGGGUUUGGUCUCUGGCCGUGCUGCAAUCUUCGAAAAGGCCAGCGGUGGCGUCCUGUCGCAGGCGGCACUGCGUAAUCAAAAAGAUCCCUGCGAGCUGUCGCUGAAGGAGCGCAUGAAACUCUUCGAGACGGGCAACUCCAAGGCUAUGCUGCCCAAGGCGCCCAUUGGCACAGCGCCCAGCAUCAGUCAGAUACGCGCAGACGAACCAAAAGCACACUCGGUGGCCGUGCAUCCGGUAACAGCAGCCGCUCAACCACCGUCCAAGCCGCAACCGAAGCCAGAGAGCAAGCUGCGCGACAAGGUGGCCGCCUUGGUGGCCUCGGCUCAGACCAGUGCCGAGAAUCGCAUCAAAGACAUUGAUCGUCAGCGGCAAGAGGACAUGCAAAUUAUCGCGAAUCGCUUUAACAAGCAAAAGGAAAUCAUUUCGACAGCAGUAGCAGCAUCAGCAACUACAACUCCCGCUGCUGCGGAUGCUGCUCCUGGCAAAGUGGUGCGUCCGAUGCCGCCGCCACCACCUCCACCCAUGGCAAAUGCCAGCAGCAAGCGGCGUUCACCUGGCGAUGCUGUCAUUGACGAGGAAUCGAAGCGGGCACGCAAAGCGAAUGCGGAUCGCUUGUAUCCCGCCUUAUCGGAUCUUGACUCCAGCGGUGACAAUUGCUGUGCAACGGCAACGGCCUCGAUCAAUGAUGAGACCGAGGAGGAUGAGGAGGAGGAGAUUGACAGUUGCAUGGAUGAUGAAGAGUCCUUGAACGAGGCGGAGGCAGAGGAUCAGUCACAGACUGAGGACAGCAGCGCUGGCAUGUGCAAUGGCAGCCUGGGUCGCGAGAUUUUGAACACCGUGCAACGCAACGAGGCCGCAAUGCAACAGAAACAAAGGCAACAACAACAACAAUUGGGCAAAAAGGUACACUAUGCCGAGCAGGAUCAUUAUUUCAGCCAUGAUGGCGACAGCUCAAUGAACUCUUCACAAAUCUCAACGGGCAUUGAUGAUUAUCUGGACGAGGCGCUGGUCGGCGACUAUGGCAGCACCCAGGAGGACGACAGCGAGGAUGAGAACAAUGCCAGUCAUCUGUCGCUCGGCAGCAAGGGCACCACUGCAUCCAACAGUUUCUCGUAUCGCAAGACUCCGGCUGCUGUUGCCGCCGAGUCUGCUGCCUGUCGGACCAUUGAGGAGCAGCAUGACGAGGCCAUGGAUGUGCAGACGCCAUUGCCGAAUGGGGCACAGCCCGUCAAGUCCGAGCUGAGCGUCAAUCAGGACAAUGACAAUUUGGUGACGCUGGUGCACACCGUCAGCUUCUAUCGUCGCCAGCAGAGCGCCAAUAGCUCCAACUCGACGCCUGUGCGCAAGAUAUGUCGGGAGCAGCAAGUUAUGCGCUCAGCGCUCGCCAGCGAUUGCCAUGCCAAGCACAAGCUGGAAUAUGAUUCACCGCAGCAUGGCGAAAUGGCUGCAGCUGCUGCCAGUGCUGCGCCGGUCAGCAUUGAUGACUGCAGCGAGGAGGAUGACGAGGAGCUGCAGAAUGCACGCGUUUCAAAUGAGUCGUCUCAGGCGCAGGACAAGAUUAAGAAGCUGCUCAGUGAGGUGUGCAAACAGCAGCAGGUGAUUGGCCAGGCCAGUCAGGCGCUCAAUCUGUGCGCUGCCACCGUUGAGUUCUCCGGCUCCACCGAAUCCGUUGAGGGCGAACGCUAUUUGUUGCUAGCCACGCAUCGUCGGCAGGCGUGCUUGGAUGAGGUGCAGCGGCUGCGCGUGGAGAACAGCGUUCGUCCCGUCGGCGCACCCAAGGAGAAGGGUCUGCUGACCGUCAAGGAUAUCACAAUACCGUUGCGGCAGGAGUAUGUGCGUAAAAUGGCCACGGGCAACAUCAAUGGUCAUCAUUUGGUCUGCCUGCUCAAGUACAAUGAGCACGUGCUGGCCACUAAAACGGUGCCAACGAUGCCCGGAUUGCUCUCUGUCAAAUUUCCCGAUGUGCUGCAACUGAAUAAUGUCUAUGCUGAUUUUCGCAUUACACUGGAGAUUUAUGGCAUGCUGGCUCAGCGGGAUCAGCUGCCGCACGAGCUCAAGUAUCACAUCAAUGUGAACAAGAAGGGCGGCAUUAAGACGCCCAAGAAGAAGGGCGGCGAGAAUCGUUUGGUCAUGCCGCCCGUCCAGAGUCCGGCUGGACCACAUGUGGUGCGAACGCCUCAGCUUGUGCAAUAUGGUUUUGCCAUCUUCUCGCUGCGUGAGAUUCAGCGCACCAGUUGGACGCUGACGCAAGUGCUGGGCGUCAGUCCGCUCGAUGGCACCGUUCACAUGAAGGUCAACUGUGAGCUGUCGGUGAGCGUGGAGUACAAGGGUUUCCUCACCAUGUUCGAGGACAUCUCUGGCUUUGGUGCCUGGCAUCGUCGCUGGUGCCAUCUAAAUGGCUCGGUGCUCAGCUACUGGAAGUAUCCCGACGAUGAGAAGAAGAAGGCGCCCAUGGGCAGCAUCGAUCUGAAUGCAUGCUGCUCCCAAAAAGUCAGCACAGCGCCGCGUGACAUCUGCGCCCGGUUGAACACCAUGCUGCUGGAGUGCCAGCGACCGGCGCUGGACACCGAUCAGGAAUCGUUGAUUAUUGUGCCCAAUGGACGCACCACAACAGUGCGUCAUCUGCUCUCCGCUGAUACGAAGGAGGAGCGCGAGGAAUGGUCUGCCUAUCUGAAUAAGGCGCUGACGCUGCUGCGCGCUUGGGGUACAACGCAUUAAUAAGGACACGGAAAAGAAACAGCAGCAGCAGCAGCGGCAAUUUGGGUCGGGAUUAUCCUGAGCGUUUUUUUAUGUUUUCAUUCUUAUAUAUAUUUUAGUUGAUCUUUAUAUUUGCGCUUCUUUUUUUGCUUCGCGGUGCUUUAUGUUAGCAUUUAUAUCUAGUACCGUGUAACUGUAAUGUUCUGAUGAAUGUUCAGAUGGAAUAAGUAUUGUGAAAAGUAUUGUUGAAAUUCCGUUUUCUAAACAUAUUUAUACUUAAAAUACAUUUAAACCAGUCUCACAA